AUGGCCACACCGGAAGUACAAACAUGGAGUGCAAACGGAGGGAACAUUUUGGUGUGGUACACCGAAGGCAGCCACUGGAUUAACAUCAAGCCUGUGCUGGAAACCCUGAUCAACAGGGGACACCAGGUCACGGUCCUAGUCCCCACCGUGUCUAUGUUCAUGAACACCAGUGAACCCUCACGCUUUCACUAUGAACCCUUUAACGUCUCCUUCUCAAUGGAGGACAUAGAACUGAUUUAUGAAGACCUCCUUCACUUCUCCAUGUAUGAGAUGGAUCAAAUGAGCUACUUGCAGAUUUACAUCAGAUUCAUGGAUCUGAUGAAGACCGACCUAUAUUAUACUCUUAAGUAUCUAGAUGGUGUGCUGAAAUCAGAGACCAUGAUGAAGAAGCUGAAGCAGGGAAACUACGACGUUCUCCUGGCUGACCCCAUCUACCUGGGCAGUGACUUAACAGCAGAGAUUUUGGGCAUCCCUCUGGUCUUCACUCUGCGCUUUUUCUUAGCCCAUAACUUUGAGAGACACUGUGCUCAGCUACCUGCUCCACCUUCUUUUGUCCCCGCUGCUAUGAGCAAACUGACAGACAAGAUGAACUUCUCAGAGAGACUGUGGAACUUUCUCUUCUACGCACUGAAUGACAUUGUACUAAAUCACAUUCUUUGGAAAGAAGCAGAUAAAUAUUACUCUGAAAUCAAAGGAAAACCCACUAGUGCCUGUGAGGUGAUGGGUAGAGCAGACAUCUGGUUGAUGCGAACCUACUGGGAUUUUGACUUCCCUCGUCCUUUCCUUCCUAACUUCAAAUUUGUUGGUGGGCUCCACUGCAGACCUGCUAAACCUUUACCAGAGGACAUGGAGGAGUUUGUGCAGAGUUCUGGAGAAGCUGGCAUUGUGGUCUUCACUUUGGGAUCUUUAGUCAAGAACAUUACCACAGAGAAGGGAAACAUUAUCGCCUCGGCCCUGGCUCAGAUCCCACAAAAGGUGCUGUGGAGAUAUGCUGGAGAAAAACCAGAUACUCUCGGUGCCAACACCAGAAUAUAUAAAUGGAUCCCUCAGAAUGACCUACUGGGUCACCCCAAGACCAGAGCUUUCAUCACCCACGGCGGCACAAACGGGAUUUACGAGGCCAUCUACCACAGUGUUCCCAUGGUGGGUAUCCCCAUGUUCGGUGACCAGCCAGAGAAUAUGAUCCAUAUGGAAACGAAGGGAGCUGCAGUCAUUGUGGACUUAAACUCCAUGAAGACUGAGGACCUUAAAGAUGCAAUCAAUGCUGUCAUCAAUGAGAAAACGUACAAGGAAAAUAUCUUGCGGCUUUCCAGUAUCUACCACGACAGACCCAUGAGUCCUCUGGAUGAGGCGGUGUUCUGGAUCGAGUUCACCAUGAGAAACAAAGGAGCCAAGCACCUGAGGGUCCAGGCCCAUGAGCUCACCUGGUACCAGUAUCACAGCCUGGAUGUCCUGGCCUUCCUCCUUGCUGUUGUCCUCCUCCUCAUACUCCUCUUUAUCAAGACCUGCAGUUUCUGCUUCCAGAGGUGCUGUGGCAGAAAGGAAAAAACAAAGAGAAAGGCUGAGUAACGGGCUAAACUGAAGUUAUGUUGGUAAAGAACUGGUGAAUGAAUAAAAAAACAGUUCACUGGUUGUCC
Molecule: messenger RNA, 1637 nt
Organism: Monopterus albus (swamp eel)
Lineage: Eukaryota; Metazoa; Chordata; Actinopteri; Synbranchiformes; Synbranchidae
Product: UDP-glucuronosyltransferase 2A2-like
Exons: 7
Coding region: 1-1569 (522 amino acids)
Molecular function (GO): glucuronosyltransferase activity
Source: RefSeq, a predicted model, not a curated record